UCUAUUGACGGGAUAGGCAGCAAGCAGCUAGUUUGCCGUCAUUCCCUUAGCGCUUCAGCUAGUAAUCCUACAGACGCGAUCGCCGGAGAGUCACUACUACCAGAGCAGCGCGUGGCCCAUUGCUCAAAGACCGAUUACUGUAGCAUCCGUCGGCUCAGAAUGGCCCAUGCUCACCAGCCCGCGGCGUCGCACAGAGCCUAAAACCACUAGCUGCCGCGCAGUACUCCGUUCGUAUCUUAGGAGGCGGUAGAUCGGACGUUGCACCAUGCGACGCGUACAGAUCUCUGGUGUUCGUGUCCGAAUCUCCGCGUGUGUCACUCCCGCGCGCUGCUGCUCUCACUGGUCCAUUCGCGUCAUUCGCUCGGAAACUUCCUAUCCCAGCCAUUCACGCGCCGAGAUCCUAUAAUAAUAACCUCGCCUCGCUGUAAAUAGUUUCUGCGUCGCGGCUUUUGCGGCUCAGAUGCCAUUGGUAGUAUCCACAUUUCUCUACCCGGUCAGCGCAGAGCACGACUGGGCGCAUUAGGUUACCGUUGACCCUGUCCUGCGCGCGUGUUUCCUUUAUGUCUAACCAUGGCGGUCGUCGCCAUGCGAUCCGCGCAUCCCCUCGCGAGCGUCGCACGUGUCCGCAAACGGACCACCUGCGACGCCAGCUGCGACUGCUCCUCGGUCUUACCGUGCUGCUGCUGACGUCAACCUCCCCAGCGAUCGCCGUCCAUAGCUCCGCCCGGCUGGAUGACUCAUCCGCCGCUGGUAGCGACAGCGGCGGCGGCGGCGGCGGCGACGGCGACGGCGGAGGCGACGGCGCCGGCGCCAUCGUGUCGCCGCCGCCGCCGUCGGUGCUACGGGCCGUGGCGUGCGUGUUCGACAACCGCACGCAGACCUUCACCGCAACUGUCGUCAACCCGCUCCUGAUCACUCUGUCGGCCGACAACGGCUGGGCUCCUCCUGCCGGCCGGACCUGGCGCAACGGCAACUGCCGGUUCCUCCUGUCGGCAGGCUGUGCUGUGGUUCGGCAUUUCCUAGACGGCUGCGCGGAUCCAGACCCUUGCGCAUCCGCCGCUUGCGCGUGGGAUGGCGGGCGCCCCGCGGCGCUGGCGGGCUGCGUGCCGUUCCCCGCGUGUUACUUCGCGGGCGGCGUGUGUCGGCGGACGCGCAAGCGCUCCCCCGAGUGCCUCAUCCGCGACGCGACCAUUUCCGCCGCGGCUGUUUCAUCUGCCACGUCACCUGCCAGCAACGCCACCGUUGGGGUUACAAGUAGUCGUACUCUGAAAAGGCCACGUGGCAAGACCAGCCUCGUCACUGGCGCUGCUGCCAAAGCUUCCCCCCUGCCCAAGAAAUCGCCCCCUAAGAAAAUUCCGCGCUCCCCUCCGCCGUCUCGGUCCCCGCGCGCCCCGCCUCCGCGUAAGGGGUUGAAGAAGGCUCCUCCCAUUUUCCGCUGGAAAUCUCCUCCCCCUUACCGCCGCAAGAGGUCCCCCCCCCCUUCCGCCGCAAGUCUCCCCCUCCUUUCCACCGGAAGAAGUCUCCCCCUCCUUUCCGUCGGAAGAAGUCUCCCCCUCCCUCUCGGAAAAGAUACCCGCCUCCUUCCCCCGCCUCUCGAGAAGGGAGCCCCCCGCUAAAACCCGUCACUCUCGCUCCUGUGGCGGCUUUUCCGUCCCCGCCGCCUCCGCGCCCACCGCCAAGCCCGCCCCCGCGGCCGCCGCCAAGGCCGCCCCCGCGGCCGCCGCCAAGCCCACCGCCUCCGAAGCGCUCUCCUCCCCCAC
This is a messenger RNA of Closterium sp. NIES-67, 1760 nucleotides long. The record is from the annotation of a GenBank genome assembly. NCBI's taxonomy places the organism in Eukaryota, Viridiplantae, Streptophyta, Zygnematophyceae, Desmidiales, Closteriaceae.